Messenger RNA from Colletotrichum truncatum, 5661 nucleotides. RefSeq names its product response regulator receiver RIM15p. Gene Ontology annotation, molecular function: protein serine/threonine kinase activity; ATP binding. The record is from RefSeq and is a predicted model, not a curated record. Gene Ontology annotation, cellular component: cytoplasm; nucleus. Gene Ontology annotation, biological process: peptidyl-serine phosphorylation; phosphorelay signal transduction system. Lineage: Eukaryota; Fungi; Ascomycota; Sordariomycetes; Glomerellales; Glomerellaceae.
AUGGAACCACAACCCAACAUGCUGGCGCCCCCGGCCGUGACCUCUCUCCGGUCACAGGCCGGCGCCAUGGAACGAUCCCUAAGCGAAGAUAUUCGAGAGGAACGAGAAGAGCUACGUGAGGCUGCCGAGCAGACUCUCAACGUUAUUGUCGAUCUCAACCUCGACGGAACUAUUCGAUGGGUCAGCCCGUCAUGGACCGACGUUAUUGGCACCCAACCCGAGUCGGUUAAAGGAACUGCUAUUGCCGACCUGAUCGUCAGCGACAACAAGACUAUUUUUGCAGACACUGUCGAGUCCAUGAAGUCAGAUGACUCGCGAAGCCAACGAGUGCGCUUCACAGUUGCAUGUGGCCCAUUAUCAAAACUGCUUCCGCUCCAGGACCUUCAAAAUUCGGAUACCGAUGAGCCCGAAGGUUGCGCACCUGGUGCUAUCGACCUGGAAGCCCAGGGGAUCAUGGUCUAUGACGGGGUCUCGGGAGGAGAAAGUCAUACGAUGUGGAUGAUCCGCCCUUAUAUCGCGCCUCGGGAAAUCAAGAUUGACCUGCCCGCUGUCAUUGUAGACUCGCUCGGAUCUGGUGCCGAGGUCCUCGCUAGCUACCUGACACAGCUUGCAGAGUCCGGAGUGGACGACCCCGAAAACCACCCGCCGCCAUUACCGGUGUUGUGCCGCAUUUGCGAGCGCCAAAUUUCGCCGUGGUGGUUUGAGAAACACACCGAUCUAUGCUUGCAAGAGCACAGGGCGGAGAUGGAUGUACAAAUGGCACAAGACAGUUUGACAGAACACCGGCAUCUGAUUGUGAGGGUUUUGGAUGCUCUUGAGGCUCGAAAAAGCCGGUCAUUGACUGGUGACCAACUCACACCCCCCGCGGCCGAGUAUAAGGGAAUGCCCAUCGGCCCUCCUCCAUCAGCUCAGUCGUCUCCAGGAAGUUCAGUAUCGCAGUCGAGGGAAAGAUCAAGUGGUUUCGGCCACUCACGAGCACGUUCUUUUGCAAUUAGACGCCCUCAAGCUAGGAUUGUUGAACUGCUGCUCGAUCUUUGCGAUACUGCCAUCGAGAUCAGUACCCCGGCUGUCAAGGAAGCCUCUUCUCAAAAUCCAGGCGAGAUCAGGACACAGUCACCUCAGUCAGAAUCCCGCAUCUCACAAGUCAUGCAAUGGCAAUCGCCCAGCACCAAUACUUUGGAACAGGAACAGGGUCUAGCAUUGCUCUGUGCCGACACCGAGAAAGCUGCCAAGACCAAAGUUGAGGCAGUUUUCCGACACCGCAAGAUUAUUGAGUAUGCCGAGCGCAUUAGAAUUGAGUUCGCCGUCAUUGUCCAAGACUGUAUUGACGAGGCCAUGCGCAAGGCGGCUAGGAUUGCUGCAGGCAGACUGAGUGAUUCAACCGAGGACGAAGAGGAGGAGGGUACUACACCUGCCCAGGAAGAACUUUUUUUCCAAGGCUCCUUCGAAAACCCUUCUGCCCUCGCGGCUGCCUUACAGAAUGCCAGCCUCAACAGUAACCUCGAUAGGCCACGACCAACAUCUUUCGUGGAAUCUACGCGCUCAAGUAGCCCUAGAGAGUGCCCGACGCCACGGUCAAACUUGGGAGGCAUUAAUCUUGCUGGGCCAGCUCGCGAGUCAAGACGAGAGUCUUUACUAUUCGAGAGUGAUACCGGAGACAGUGACGGGAGCAUCCGAUCAUCUUCUGUGGCAUCAAGACAACCCCCCCGGACCGAUUCACCCAUAUCCGAGUUUGGCGACCUACGCCGGGCCGCCAGCGCCAGGCAACAUCAUCGCAGGAGCAUCAUUCUCCCUGGCACAUCUUCUCCUCGGCGCCAGGAAUCUCCUUCGCGCAACACCCAGCCCUCAUCUCCCCUUAGGAUAAUCAAACCACGCAACUUCCCUUUCCCACAUGAUGGUAUUACAUCUCCUGAAGCCUCUCCGUUGCUGCCGGGUAGCGAGUUCAGCUCACCAGCUCAUCUUCCGAUCAGCCACCACCGAAGACAGUCAUCCGCUGCCAUGUCGGAGUUUGUGAUGAAGGGACCGCCGUCCCCAAGAAUGACAGCUCACCAGCCCCCGCCACAAGCGCGACCGGCACCACCUUCCAUUAAAGAUUUUGAGAUCAUAAAGCCUAUCAGCAAAGGUGCUUUCGGCAGCGUCUACUUGUCCAAAAAGAAGUCCACUGGUGAGUACUUUGCGAUCAAAGUGCUCAAGAAGGCAGACAUGGUCGCCAAGAACCAAGUUGGAAACGUCAAGGCAGAGCGUGCCAUCAUGAUGUGGCAAGGCCAAAGCGAUUUCGUCGCCAAGCUAUAUUGGACAUUUUCUAGCAAAGACUAUUUGUACCUUGUCAUGGAGUACCUCAAUGGUGGUGACUGUGCGUCUCUCAUCAAGGUUCUUGGAGGCCUACCUGAAGACUGGGUAAAGAAAUAUCUCGGCGAGGUGGUCCUUGGCGUAGAGCAUCUUCACAGCCGCGGCAUCAUUCAUCGCGAUCUCAAACCUGAUAACCUCCUUAUCGAUCAAAAAGGUCACUUGAAGCUCACUGAUUUUGGUCUAUCGCGUAUGGGCCUUGUUGGCCGGCAGAAACGGGCACUCGACAGCCAGAACGUCGACCCUACACCUGACCUGCUCAAACAAGGGCCUUUUGCCCGUUCGGCGUCCUUGGCAUCUUCGCGAUCUACCUCGCUGGAUCUCCAUGGGAACAUGCAUUCUCCGAGCAUGACACCACAGAUGACACCGGAUACUGGAUCUAGCGCCGGGCAGCCUUCGUAUUUCGCUUUGGGUAGCCUCGACGCCCGCCGCGUCUCUAGCCAUCGCAGCGACAGUGGCGGUAGUGAGACGCUCGCUCGCAUGCUCAACAGUUUCUCUUUGAACGACCAAGAGCCGAACACACAAGCUCACAAUCCACCACCGCCUCACGAUGAAGCGACUGACAGCACCGGGCAAGCCUCGCCGGAUCUGACGAAUCUGCACCACCCUAGCACUCAAUCCAGCAUUGACUUCCUAGGCAAGAGCACUCCUCCGCAGUCUUCCAUGAUGCCGCCACCAAUGGCCUUGUUUGACCCAGAAGACACGAAUCGCCGUUUCGUUGGAACCCCGGACUACCUGGCCCCUGAGACCAUCAAAGGCGAGAAACAAGAUGAGACCAGCGAUUGGUGGUCUGUUGGUUGCAUCAUGUUCGAGUUUCUAUACGGUUUCCCGCCUUUCCAUGCCGACGAAGCAGAACAAGUUUUUGAAAACAUUCUGGCGCGCAAGAUUCAAUGGCCUGACGAGAACGAAUGCGAGCCAAUCUCUGAUGAGGCCAAAGAUCUCAUUAACAAGCUACUCUGCAUGGAACCUCAAUCCCGAUUAGGAGCUAACCGAGAAGAGAAAUUCCCUACUGGUGGCGAUGAAAUUCGCGCCCACCCCUGGUUUGAGGGCAUCAACUGGGAGACUCUACUCCAGGAUGAGGCUCAGUUUGUGCCACAGCUCGAGCACCCUGAGGAUACCGAAUAUUUCGACGCCCGUGGAGCUGUUCUCCAGUCCUUCGCUGAGGAGAUGGAGGACCAGUUGUCUCCGCCUGUAUCCGGACCUGGGUCGGACUACCCUGACAGACCACACGAUGCAUUGUCCCGUGUUCGAUCUCAGGUCAACUCGAUCAAGCGCAAUCUGAUGCCUCUUCACAUCCCUCCUCACGUCAGAGAUUUGAAGAGCCGCCGGCUUAGUGAGCCCGUCGUUGCCGAUGACUUCGGUAGCUUUACCUUCAAGAACCUUCCAGUACUGGAGAAAGCCAAUAAGGAUGUUAUCCAGAAACUCCGCGCAGAAGCAUUGGCAGCUCAGAGCAAACCGACCGUCAUAAGCCCUGGUGGAAGUGUUACAUCACCCGGUCCGGCCCUAGAGGGUAGCCCUGUCCUGGCAAAUCCUGUCCAAAGAACAAUCUCGAAUGCGAAGAACCGGCCGCAAUCGCCCUCUGGAUUGAGUCAUGCCAACUCGUCUCCCAGCAGGGCGUCCCAACCUUCCUCGCCGCUGCUGGUAUCCUUCGUUGCUGGCCAGGGAAGCGAAGGCAGGCGCAAAGCAUCCAGCAAUUCUUCGAGUCUUUCGCACCAAUCGAACAUUCCUCAUCAGCCAACGUCACUUGAGAUACCCCGUGUACCCCCAAGUUUACAAAAGGCAGCGACGAGCGCAGCUGCCUCCCCAGUGAAGAGCCGCGGCGCGGGACCGCCACCCCCCCUUGCUCUUUCACCUCAGAAAAUCGUGUCAACGCCUCGCCAGGCUUCAAGUAGCCGAUCAAGAUCCCUGACAGUAGGCUCGCAGUCUAAUGAGGGUAGUCCGAUCACUUCUGAUGUUCUGGCUCAUCAUCGUAACCGCCGCAGCCAAGUGUUCGACAUGUCGCCGUCUUCAUCCGAUAACGAGGGGGAAAAGCAUAAUGCGCUACUUCGGGUCCAACGCCGCCGUCAAAGUUCUCGCCGUCUAUCGCAAAUCGCUUUCGAUGGAGGACCGAUGUUCCGACCCUUGGACGUGUUGAUAUGCGAGGACCACCCCGUCUCCCGAAUGGUCAUGGAGAAGCUUUUGGAGAAACUUCGCUGCCGAACCAUCUCGGUGGCGAACGGCUCUGAAGCUGUGAGGUUUGCUAUGAGCGAGAUCAAGUUUGACAUCAUCUUCUUGGAGUAUAGGUUGCCUCAGAUUAAUGGCGCCGACGUAGCACGAAUGAUUCGGGAGACUAAGAACACAAACUCCCAUACGCCCAUUGUCGCCAUUACGGCUUACCUCAAAGAGCUGCAAGCUCCUCACUACUUCGAUUCCUUGAUUGAGAAGCCCAUUUCCAGUUCUAAGCUGACGGAAGUUUUGAAAAACCUCUGCCAAUGGAAACCGGAAUCGCCUGGCAUCAAUUACUCAAUGUCCCUGUCACUGCCUCACCCGGUUCCGUCUGGCCUUCGGCAGGCGAGCUCGCGAACUGAUGACAGCCCGACCUCUAGCUCAUCUUUGUUUGCAGGGCGUCCGGGUAGCAGCGUGGUUACCUCGAGCCGUGAGGACUCCAUCAGUUCUAGUCUCUUUGGUGACUCUGAGUCGGUGUCAACAGAUGACGUGCCGAUGGUCAUAAGCCGGAAAGCAACAGGAGACUGGGAAGAAGGCGGGUUGGGUAUUCGGGAAGAUGAUACCACGCAACUCAGCCACUCCCCGAAAUCAUUGCCGCAGCUGCUUACGCAGCAGUCUGCGCCCGGGCAGCUUGAGCACCCCCGAAAGUCUUCUUCUCAACACUCCGUGGAGAAACUGAAAGCAAGGAAGGAGCACAUGGAGAAGCGGCAUGCGGAGGGCACCGACUCAGCCGACGAUGAGGACGAAGAGCUUGGUCUGGGGAGAGAGAAGCAUUUCCGAGGCAAGCCACUGCUACCUAGCUCAAAGCUAGGUAUUGAAAUGAUGAGAGCCGACAGUCAUGACAGCGUUACAAUCGGCUCAGAAAGCACACCGGAGCCUGUCACCCAGGUUGUGACCCCCUCGAAAGAGAUGGAUGUGACGUCUUUCGAGAACCUGCAAGGCGCUGCGGCCCGAACGCCGCCGGACAGCGGAGUCGGCGCAGAAGACAAGGCUUCUGCUCCUGAUGUUGAGGAAACCCCGAGACCGCAGCCGGCAAAUCGAGAUGACAAUGCGGACGAGGAACCCACCCCGCGACCCUUGGAGAGGUCUGGUGUGAUGAGUACCCAAUAG